ACGUCAUCGAGCCGCGCCGGCAGCGGCAGUGACGUGGGCCACGCGGCAGGUCUCGGUUCCGGCGGCGAACUUUCUCAAAGAAAAAGAAAACAAGUUCGAGAGAAGUCUAAAGACGGAGAGAUGAGGCGAAAACCCACGGAGCGGCGCGCGGGAAGACGCUGAGGGGCGCGCGGAGCUGCGAGAGACUGCGCGCGCGGGGCUCACGUGCUUUUUAUUUGCGUUUUCCGUUUCACUUGUUUGGAAAAAUGUCCCGAAAAUACCAGAAGACAAAGAAGAAGAACGACAUCCCGGACAGGUGGCUGGACUACUCCCCGGUGGGGAAGAGGCUCCCAGGGACUCGAUUCAUCGCCUUCAAGGUCCCUCUGAAGCAGGCUCUGAACCAGAAGCUCCCCGCCUCCGCCGCCUUCGGACCCUGGGAGCUGCUGGACGCCGUGAGCAGAGACCGGCAGGAGCUGGGGCUGAUCAUCGACCUGACCUUCACCUCGCGCUACUACGGGCCGCAGGACCUCCCCGAGUCCCUGAGGGUGGUGAAGAUCUUCACGGUCGGCCACCAGGUUCCCAGCAACGGCACCAUCCUGAGCUUCAAGCGAGCCGUGCGCAACUUCCUGCGACAGAACCAGAACAACGACAAACUGAUCGGAGUCCACUGCACACAUGGUCUGAACCGCACCGGAUACCUGAUCUGCAGGUAUCUGAUCGACGUGGAUGGAAUGGAGCCUGCAGCGGCCGUGAAGCUCUUUAACUCGUCCCGGGGUCACGCCAUGGAGAGGAAGAACUACCUGGACGACCUUCAUCAGGGGCCGAAGAGGAGUAAUGCCGGCAUGGAGGAGUUGGAGGAGGAGCCAAAGAGAGGCCAGGCCACGAGCCGGCCGACUCCCACGGAGACGCCGCCGGGCCUUGACGACGCCGCCAGCUACAGGAGUUUCCCGCCAAACAUCAACUCCUGGCCCCGCCCUCAACCUGAGAGACCCCACCCUGUUCCCCCCCGCCCCCCACUGUUCCAGCCGUAUCGAUGGGGCGCCCCUCCCCCACACAGUGACUGGAGGCGACACCCCCAUCCUGAGACGAACCAGUUCAGACCCCCUCCACCAUCCGGACCGGCGUGGCGCCCCCCCCACGCCCCUCCAGAGGGCAGGAGGUGGCCCGCCCCCCAACCCCACCUCCAGUACUCGCCCAGCUGGGCCGCAGGGGAGGAGGACUGGACCCCCCCGGGAUGGAGACAGUCGAGCAGGGAGGGCUGGUGGCGGAACGGACCAGAGUUCUGAGCCCGACCCGGAUCACACGACCCGGAUCCAAAAUAACUUUUCCUCUUAAGUUUUUAUUGUGGUUUUAAGCUGCACAGCUGAUCUGCACAGAGAGAACAGAAAAUUCCUGCUUUUACAGAUGUUCUUUAAUGCAACACAAAGAAACAAAGGCGGUUCUGCUGCCUACGGCCGUCUCUGAUUGGCUCCUCCCCUCCAGAAAUGGGGAGGAGUCAGGGCUCAGACGCUACAGAGAUUCAGAUCUUCAAAUGAAAAGAAAUCACAUGACGUUAGCUUUAGCACGCUAGCUCUAGCUACAGCUACAAAGUCUGACCUCUAGUGUUUGGAGGCGGUACUGACCCGAAGUGGUUCAGACUCUCGGGUCCGCUGAUGUCUAAUUUGAUCAUUUUUACUAAAACAUGUGACCCUAAUUUAAUUUUAAGUUAUUGAAUUUGUGGUUAAAUAAAGUUGUUUUAAGCCUCCAGUCAUUGUUGUGUACAAACAAACAGCAGAGACUCCGCCCACACGCUGCCAUGUGGCGUUCAGGGCCUGUGGGUGAAACAGAGCUCCAGCUACUGCUGUGGUCCAGAUGGAGCUGCCGACUGCAGAACCGGUUCUGACCCGACCCGAAGCCAACGCCUCUCCUCCUCCUCCCAGGAGGAUUCCCCCCCCAUCACCAACAUGACAGUUUAGAAAUCCGCCAAAGUCAUGGAUGAAUAUUUAAUAUUUAUCCCCGAAUGUUUCUAAAUAAAAAAGAAAGAACUUUUAAAUAAA
Oryzias melastigma (Indian medaka) is the source of this 2015-nucleotide messenger RNA. It is a transcript of the gene dusp11, whose product is annotated as dual specificity phosphatase 11 (RNA/RNP complex 1-interacting). NCBI's taxonomy places the organism in Eukaryota, Metazoa, Chordata, Actinopteri, Beloniformes, Adrianichthyidae. The record is from RefSeq and is a predicted model, not a curated record. Gene Ontology annotation, molecular function: protein tyrosine/serine/threonine phosphatase activity; polynucleotide 5'-phosphatase activity. The coding region runs from base 246 to 1265 and encodes 339 amino acids. The transcript is spliced from 9 exons. Gene Ontology annotation, biological process: dephosphorylation.